CUCGCAUGCGCAUGCGCACGCCCCGCGUGCUGCCUGUGCGCGCCCUUUAAAAUACAUCGAGCGGGCCCCGGAACGUCUGCAUAAGAUCGGCAGCGCCGCAUAUAAAAAUUGGAACGAGCAGCCAUCGCUGCCCUCAUUUUUAGAGGGAGAGCACUGACAGAGGUGCUGCAACAAAACCCCCAGCGAACGCACCGGAGCCGGAAUAAGUGUGUUAGCGAUGCGCCUGGCAGCGCUAGUCGCAGCGCUAUACCCCGCGGCUGGGCUGCGCCUCACGAGACGCGCGCUCAUACCAACCGCGACGGCACUCAUCACAACAAAACCGGCGUUCGCCGACGAGGAAGCCGACGUGAAACCUAAGAGGGUCCAAUACGGCCCGGGCACGGUCGAGGUGCCGGGCACGUGGAAGAUCGACGGCGAGAGCAUCUCCGAGUCGAUAUUAGGGACAAUCACGACGUCCGUACGGGCGCGGAGCGCGUCCACGCAAGCGCAGUCCAUCGACCAGUUUGGGAACAUAGACAAAUUAGACCUGACGAAGCUGGGGCUGCGGGGCAAUAGAGGAAACGGCGACGUUGUUGCGGCCAAAAGGCGACAAGACGGCGACCGCCUCUUCUACGAGUGGGACCUCGCCGUGCCCCCCACGAACGGCUGUGCUAGAUCAGAACAGGAGUUGAUUGUGUGCCCGCCCGUCGAGGUCGCCCUGGUUUCUGCGACGGUCGCGGACGGCCAAUUAGUAGUGUGGGAGUGCGGCGUGGACCAGCGCCAAUGGAAGAGCUACGGGAAGAGUCUUCGGGCCGUGCGGUCGUCGUUUCGGUUGGGGGGCUAAGGCUCGUCGAAGU
Messenger RNA from Pelagomonas calceolata, 836 nucleotides. NCBI's taxonomy places the organism in Eukaryota, Pelagophyceae, Pelagomonadales, Pelagomonadaceae. The record is from the annotation of a GenBank genome assembly.